ACAUAUUAUCAUUUAUUUCCCGCUAAAACUUGUUUGAGUGAUACCACGUAUCAAAUAUUUGAUUUUAAAACCACGUAACUGCAAGACAGAUAUGUUACUAAAAUAGCAAUACAAUACUGCCAUUAUAGGCAUUAAUGCCUUUUUAAACAUUAGUCUGUGGACUGCAUUUUAAGUUAAUAGGUAUUAUAUAUUUUGUAUGUUUUAUUUUCGAAAUUAUAGAUUUAAUAGUAAAAUAGUGUACACUGCAUGACACUGACAUUUUAUUUAUAGUCGUUUUAUGUAUAAUGCACCUAGAUCAAUAUGACGUCGAAAAAACGAGCACAUGCAAUGGUCAAUUUGGUUAAAAAUCCUUGUCAACAUGCACAAUAUAAUAAACUGUUUGAAGAUAAUUCCCCUGUGAAAAGUGAUGAGUUUAUGGCAUCUUUUAUUAAAGAUAAUGACAUCAAAAAUACUACAGCUAAAGUUUCCUGUUUUAAUAUAGACAUUGAAGGAGUUGAAAAGUUUGACAUUUUACAAAAUGAUACAGCUAAAAUUUCUUGUUUGGAUAUAGAUAUUGAUGCUAUUGAAAUGUUUGAAAUUGUACAAACUGGUACAACUUGCAAUAAUGAUGGUGAUUGUAACACAAUUAAUAUUUUAGAAACUUCAACAGCUGAGCUAACUGAAGUUUCUUACACAGAUUUGAAUGUAGAUGAUAUUGAAGUAAAUAGUGAUAUUACAAAUGACCCAAGUAAUAAGAAAAAUUUAAAGAAACGUCCUACUGCAAUGGAGAAUAGAAUGUUUGGCCAAAAUUAUAUUGGGUUUCGUAGUUUGGGAAAAAAUGUAUUUCAAGAUACUAAUAGAGAUUGUAGAAAAAUCAAGCCUCGCUGUAAUUCUACUGUUUGUAUUAAAUCAAAGGAAUGCAAUAAACUAACUGAGGAAGACAGAUUGAAUUUGUUUAAUUGCUUUUGGGCAACAACUUCGGACGAAAAAAAGACUUACAUUAUAAAUUUAGUAACACAAGAAGAUACCAAGAGAAAGACUACAGGAAAAUAUGAAGUAAAAAGUAGACGAUCUUCAUCAUACCAGUAUCAUUUAAGAGAUAUUAAUGAAACGAAAAUUCGUGUAUGUAAAAAAAUGUUUUUGGCAACAUUAGAUUUAAACGAAUGGAUGGUUCACAACUGGGUCAAAAAGUCUAAUAACCUAUCACCUAAAGUAUAUAAAAAAAAUGUCAAAAAUAAAGAUCCUGAAACUAAUGAACAAAUGAACUAA
Hydra vulgaris (swiftwater hydra) is the source of this 1248-nucleotide messenger RNA. RefSeq lists its product as uncharacterized. Lineage: Eukaryota; Metazoa; Cnidaria; Hydrozoa; Anthoathecata; Hydridae. The record is from RefSeq and is a predicted model, not a curated record.